AUGGAAUUACUAUAUUCUGACUUUGAUAAUCUUCAGGGUGAGAUCGAGGAACUCGCUUAUCUAGAGGAUAGGAGGUAUCAGGAACGAGACGUGUUCGAGAACCAGUAUUACUCGGCUGUCGCGACUGCUAAAACCCUGUGCCAGUCAUCAUCAACUUCGUCACAUUCCUCAAAUCACGAGGUAAGCUCUCAUGAUGCUUAUGCGCACAAACACAAUAGUUUCGUACGUCUUCCCAAGAUACAGUUACCUUUUUACAAUGGCAGUUACCAGCAUUGGCUUGAAUUCCGCGAUACCUACAUUUCUAUAGUUCAUUCCAGCACGGUCAUUGACGACAUAAACAAAUUUCAUUAUCUUCGUGCUUGUUUGCAAGGCAGUGCAGCCCUUUUCAUCAAAAGCUUAGAUUUUAAGGCUGAGAAUUAUGCUGCCGCAUGGGAAUUGUUGUGCAAGAGGUACGAUAAUAAACGCUUGCUUGUAAACAAUCAUGUUCACGCCCUUUUCAAUGUAAAUGCCAUCAAAAAAGAAUCUAGUAAAGCCUUGCAUUACAUAGUUGAUGUCACAAAUAAAAAUCUUAAAGCUUUGGCUACGCUUGACCAGCCUACAGAAAGUUGGGAUACUUUAAUAAUUUAUAUGAUGUCAACUAAAUUAGAUAUUGUCACAAAUAGGGAAUGGGAGGAAUACAGAAACAAUCGCAACGAUCCACCUACUCUAGAUAUUUUUUUAACCUUUUUAACUAACAGAGCAGAUCUUUUGGAGACUUUGGAGGAGGCAAAAAAUAACAGAGGUAAUUCUGAAUCUAAUCAUAUUCACAAAUCCAAUAGCUUUAUAAUUUCUUCAGGUAAAAAUAAAUCAUUUUCAUGUCCAUUAUGCUAUCAUGAGCACUAUUUAUUUAAUUGUGAUGCCUUCAGAAAGCUUCCUGUUGAGACGCGUAUUGAAAAGGCUAAGACCUUUAAAAUAUGCUUAAAUUGCCUUCGGCCUGGUCACCACGAAUCACGCUGUAAAUUGUCACAUUGCAAAUAUUGCAAAUCCAAACACAACACGCUUCUUCAUCUCGAUAUUCAUAAUGAGCCUGUCGCACAUGACAGCGUUGUGUUAUCUGCUGAACCAUCUCAGUCUUUAAUUAACACAAACCAUAUUUUGCUAUCCACAGCUAUGGUCAAGGUGCUCGACGGCCAUGGAAAAUCACAUGCCGCUAGAGUCUUAUUAGACAAUGGAAGCACAGGAAACUUUGUCACAAAGGAAUUUUGUGCCAAACUCAAUCUUCUUACCAACGCUACGAAUUCAAGAGUAACAGGCAUCAAUCAACAGAAAACCAAAUGGCACCGGUCCUAUGGCGAGCUGAAAGAGGGAAAGUUCGUCGUUAUCAAGGAGAAGACGUCUGCUCCAUUGAUGUGGCUUCUGGGACGCGUUGUACGUAUUCUGCCUGGAAGAGACGGCGUAGCAAGGGUUGCAGACAUCCAAACGAAGAGGGGUGUCAUUCGCCGGGCAUACAAUACCAUAUGCCCCCUGCCUGUCAAGAGCUUUGAACUUGGCACUUCAACGCGGGGAGUCUAUGGUCAAGCCAUAAACAGCGAGCGCGAUGAUGUCCCCGGGGAGACCCGGGGGCGCGGGGCGUCGGACAAUAUCGCUGCGGCCGGCUGCCGGCCGCACACAGCGACACACUGGUUUUUAACGCCGUAA
Molecule: messenger RNA, 1677 nt
Organism: Achroia grisella
Lineage: Eukaryota; Metazoa; Arthropoda; Insecta; Lepidoptera; Pyralidae
Exons: 3
Coding region: 1-1677 (558 amino acids)
Source: RefSeq, a predicted model, not a curated record